AUGCAUAGAAGUGAUGAUAUGAUUAUUGCUGUACCGGAGAGCGCAUUAGAGCGAACAUUGGUAUUUAUUGUUGGUAGUUUAGAUGGUGAUUUAAUUCAUUUAAUAACAAUAUUCAAACAAUGUCAAAUGCCACCAAAAUCACAUUACAUCUUUCUUG
Molecule: messenger RNA, 157 nt
Organism: Loa loa (African eye worm)
Lineage: Eukaryota; Metazoa; Nematoda; Chromadorea; Rhabditida; Onchocercidae
Exons: 1
Source: RefSeq, a predicted model, not a curated record